AUGACAUCGCAAAGUACGGCUACCUACCAGGGCUCCAAGCCGGCGGUGACACUCAUUGACAAGCUCACUCUCGUACCAAUUUUACUUCGUGCUGUCUCGUCUGCGUUGCUUCGUCUCGUAACCCGGCCUUUGACCAGCGGCGCCAAGCAGAAUACCCUCUUCCGGGACGUACUCUUUGCCUUACUUCGGACGCAACUAUCGAGCAUCAACACAGCACAAGAGCAAUGGUCCCAAUCCACGACCGAGAAAGAAUACAAUGCAUUCAUGAAGAAGCGGAAGCUCGAGCCUGCAACAGAGGUCACUCAGGGUGGAGUUCGAGUGCAUUGGCUUGGCAACAAGAACGCGAAGAUGACCAUCCUCUUCUACCAUGGCGGAGGCUUCAACCUUGCUGCGACGCCAGGACACUUCGAAUGGUUGUGGGAGCUGCAAAGCGAUCUCAACAAGCAAGGCCGUAGUGUGAAUGUCCUGGUUGUGAGCUAUACGCUGGCGCCAGCAGCACGGUAUCCUACCCAGAUGAGGCAAGCGGUGGAUGCAUUUAACUGGCUCCUGCACACCAAGUCUCAGAGUUCAGAAGAUAUCGUCUUGAUGGGAGACUCCGCGGGUGCCAAUCUCGUUACGUCCAUCUUCUCACACAUAAUGCACCCACAUCCCGAAGCGCCCGCUAUCCAUCUCAAAGGUGCAAUGCCUGCCGCUGUGUUGAUCGCCCCAUGGGUCAAAUUUGCCACGGAUGACGGUAGCGUCAAACGCAAUGAAUCAGCAGACAUGGUAACCCCAGAAGCCGCUCAUCGGUGGUCAUCAGAAUACCUAGGUUCCGCGAAAUUAGACAACUACAACCAAGCCAGCAUAGCCGACAAGGAAUGGUUCUCCGGUCUUCAAGACGUCGUCAAGGAGAUUCUGGUUUAUGGCGGAGGCGCCGAGGUGCUCAUUGACAGCAUCGAAGCGCUUGCCAAGAAGUUGCAGCAUGUGCAUCCCAAAGUCAAGCUGGUCGUCAUGCCUGGUGAAGGUCAUGAUGCUCUUAUCUUGGACAAGUUAUUUGGAUAUGCCGGAAAGUCUGACGGGACUAGGGUUGUUGAGAGUUGGCUUAGCGAGUGCCUGUCGUCCUAG
Molecule: messenger RNA, 1104 nt
Organism: Baudoinia panamericana UAMH 10762
Lineage: Eukaryota; Fungi; Ascomycota; Dothideomycetes; Mycosphaerellales; Teratosphaeriaceae
Exons: 3
Coding region: 1-1104 (367 amino acids)
Molecular function (GO): hydrolase activity
Source: RefSeq, a predicted model, not a curated record